This is a messenger RNA of Saimiri boliviensis boliviensis (Bolivian squirrel monkey), 1706 nucleotides long. Its product is annotated as leukocyte immunoglobulin-like receptor subfamily A member 4. Lineage: Eukaryota; Metazoa; Chordata; Mammalia; Primates; Cebidae. Gene Ontology annotation, molecular function: inhibitory MHC class I receptor activity. Gene Ontology annotation, biological process: immune response-regulating signaling pathway; interleukin-10-mediated signaling pathway. Gene Ontology annotation, cellular component: plasma membrane. The record is from RefSeq and is a predicted model, not a curated record.
CUGUCCUGUGGGCACCACGGUCACAUCCACCUGCACAGCCGGGGCCAGAAGGAGGAGAUGCCAUGACUCCCAUCCUCACAACCCUGCUCUGCUUUGAGCUGAGUCUGGACCCCAGGACCCAGGUGCAGGCAGAGAACCUACUCCAACCCAUCUUAUGGGCUGAGCCAGGUCCUGUGAGCACCUGGAAUAAGCCCGUGACCCUCUGGUGUCAGGGCACCCAGGAGGCCCAGGAGUACCGUCUGGAUAAAGAUGGAAGUUCAAUGUCAAGGACUAUAUUAAAAACACUGGAUUCUGAAAACAAGGUCAAAUUCUCCAUCCCAGCCAUGCAGUGGAAACAUGCAGGGCGAUAUCACUGUUACUAUCAGAGCCCUGCAGGCUGGUCAGAGCCCAGCGACCCCCUGGAGCUGGUGGUGACAGGCUACAGCAGGCCCACCCUUUCAGCCCUGCCGAGCCCCGUGGUGACCUCAGGAGUGAACGUGACCCUCCGAUGUGCCUCUCGGCUGGGACUGGACAGGUUCACUCUGAUUGAGGAAGGAGUCCACAGGCUCUCCUGGACCCUGGACUCACACCAACACAACCAUGGAAGGUUCCAGGCCCUGUUCCCCAUGGGCCCCCUGAUCUUCGGCCACAGGGGUACAUUCAGAUGCUACGGCUAUCAAAACAAUACCCCCUACGUGUGGUCGGAACCCAGUGACCCCCUGCAGCUCCUGGUGUCAGGCGUGUCUAGGAAGCCCUCCCUCCUGACCCUGCAGAGCCCUGUCGUGGCCCCUGGAGAGAACCUGACCCUCCAAUGUGGCUCUGAUGUCGGGUACAUCAGAUAUGCUCUGUACAAGGUGGGAGGCAAUGGCCUCCCCCAGCGCCCUGGAGAGCAGUCCCGGGCUGGGCUCUCCCAGGCCAACUUCACCCUGAGCCCUGUGAGGGUCUCCCAUGGGGGCCAGUACAGAUGCUACGGUGCACACAACCUCUCCUCCGAGUGGUCGGCCCCCAGUGACCCCCUGGACAUCCUGAUCGCAGGACAGAUCCCUGACAGACCCUCCCUCUCGGUGCAGCUGGACCCCACGGUGGCCUCAGGAGAGAAUGUAACCCUGCUGUGUCAGUCACGGAGCCCAAUGUUCAGUUUCCUUCUGACCAAGGAAGGGACAGCCCAUCCCCUGCUGCGUCUAAGAUUCACUUACAGAGCUCAACAGUACCUGGCUGAAUUCCCCAUUCCUGUGACUUCAACCCACGCAGGGACCUACAAGUGCUAUGGGUCACACAGCUCCAACUCCUACCUGCUGUCUCACCCCAGUGACCCCCUGGAGCUUGUUGUCUCAGGAGCAGCUGAGACCCUCAACCCACCACAAAAAAAGUCAGAUUCCAAGACUGCCUCACACCUCCAGGAUUACACAGUGGAGAAUCUCAUCCGCAUGGGCGUGGCUGGCUUCAUCCUGGUGGUCCUCGGGAUUCUGCUAUUUGAGGCUCAGCACAGGCUUAAAAGCCCCCAAGAUGCAGCCAGGAGGUGAACAGCAGAGACAGUGCACCCUUCCGAGUGGUGGAGCCUCAGGAACAGAUCUGAUGGUCCCAGGAGGUUCUGAAAGUCUGGGGCAGCAAUUGGGGAUGUGUCUGCUGAGAAUGUCAAGGGGAAGAAGCAUGGAUCAGGUGCAGGACGAUGUCUGGGUGUCUGUAGAAGAUGCUUCCUCCACUAAAUUGUGGUGUUUUCCUCCUCA